Molecule: messenger RNA, 6947 nt
Organism: Solanum lycopersicum (tomato)
Lineage: Eukaryota; Viridiplantae; Streptophyta; Magnoliopsida; Solanales; Solanaceae
Source: RefSeq, a predicted model, not a curated record
GUUUUCACUUUUGGUUCAGUACCCUUGAAGACUUACCUUCCUGAUGGUGACAUUGAUUUAACUGCCUUCAGUAAUAAUCAAACUUUGAAAGAUACAUGGGCUUAUCAGGUUAGAGAUAUGUUAGAGGAGGAGGAGAAAAAUGAAAAUGCUGAAUUUCGUGUCAAGGAGGUUCAAUACAUUCAAGCUGAAGUAUGUCUUCUACACAACCUCCAUUUAAUUUAGCAUUUGCAUUUAAUGUGCUUUUAGUUUUGUUGCCGAGGGUCUAUCGGAAACAACCUCUCUACCUUCACAAUAUAGGGCAAGGCUGCAUACACCCCACCUUCCUCAGACCCCACUUGUAGGAUUACACUAGUGAUUGGAAUUAUAUCCUGGUGGCAGAGUUAAGGUGUGUUAGAGAGCUCUGUUCAGGUUUCGUCCAAUUUUGAGAACAAUGGAUGGGUGAAAAUAGUUUCUUUUGUUGUUUAUAUUUAACCUGAAUGGUAUCUGCAUUCUCUGGGCCUUAAAGGAAUAUUUUAGAGGAAAUGAAGUCUACCAUGAUAUCUAUAUAUUCUCAUUUUCUUCUGCCUGUUGAGAAUAAAAACAAUGUCAUGCUGAAAGAAUUUCCUUUUUCUCUUAUCAAUUUGAUAACAGAAAGUCAAAGAAUUGAUUGCAUUGUUCAAAUAUCUUUCUUUCACAUGAUGGUUUGUUAUCAUGGUAAACUUACCAUUCAUCAAGAUCCUAAGUCACACUACGAUGGUUUGGGAGAGGGGGCUGGAGUUGAGGGUCAGGAGGAUCGUGACUAUGUCUGUGAACCAAUCUGGAUUUAUGCCAGGUUGCUCAACCACAGUAGCCAUUCAUCUCGUAAGGAAACUGGUGGAGCAGUAUAAGGAGAGGAAAGAUUUACAUGGUGUUCAUCUCCCUAGAAAAGGCUUAUGACAAAGUCCCCAGGGAGGUUCUAUGGAGGUGCUUGGAGUGAGAGGGAGAGGGAGAGGUAGACGAAAGAAGUAUUGAGGAGAAGUGAUUAGAUAGUACAUGACAAAGUUGCAGCCAACUAAUGAUGUGACCUUAGAUAGGAAGGUAUGAAGGAUACGAAUAAGGGUAGAAGGUUAGUAGGUAGGAUUACAUCCAUACUAGUAGGUAGGAGUGCAUUGUCUUGUUGCCCUUACUAGUAGUUGUAGUACUACACUUGUAGUUUGUUGUUCUUCGGUUCUUGUUAAUAUUUGUUGUUUCAUGUAGUUAAAUUAUGAUAUUAUUUAGUUGUAGUACUAUCUGCUAGUAUCUGUUGUUUUUAUUAUCAUCUAUUGUCUCUUGUACUUCCAUAAUGCCUUUUUCUAAACUGUUUUUGUUUUGAGCUGAGGGUCUAUCGGAGACAACCUCUCUACUUCACUCUGAGUAGAGGUAAGGUCUGCGUACACUCUACCCUCCCCAAACCCCACUUGAUUUUUUCAAUCAAAAAAUCCUUCUCAAUUUUAUUACUCCCUCCGUCCCAUUUUAUGUGACAACAUUUGACCCGGCACGGAGUUUAAGAAAUAAUGAAGACUUUGAAAUGUUUACCAAAUUGCCCUUCAAAAAAGUAAACUCACCUUUCUCUCUCCUCAUAAAAGUAUUAGAGUACUUAAGUGGGACCAACAAGGGUAAAAGAGGAAUUGUACCUUUAAAUAUUUAUCAUAUUAAGGAAAUGUGACAUUUUUUUUUGGGACUGACCAAAAAGAAAUGGUGGCACAUAAAAUGGGACGGAGGGAGUAAUUAAUAAUAAUUAUAACAACAACUAUGAGUAUAUGUAAACCCCCAAGAUAAAUUUGUGGGACUACACUAGGUAUGUUGUUGUACGCUUGUACCAUUCGUCAAGACAUAUUUCAUUGGUCAAAUGUCUUGUCUGUGACUCUCUUUAGAUCUCAUAUGUUAAGAGUUGUAGAUUUAGUGAAACAUUUUACUCUUGCAUUUAUUUAAGACUCAUCUGUGCUGCCUGAUUGCUAAUUAGCGUGGCAUAUGUAUUUCUGGAUUGAGGUGUUCAGUAUCAAGAGCAGGAAACUGAAAACUUGUAUUCCUUCAUCGGCUUAGUUCAUUGCUUUAAAAAUGAUGAGAGAUGAUACAGAAAAAAGAAUGAUCAAAGAUGUCAUUUGCAAUUUGUUAUAGUGUUAUUUAUGUGCGUUGGUGUAAGGGCGUCUUAUUUACCCCCUUGUUCUGUUUGUUAGUCUGUCUGUUUGUCUAGCGCUGUUAAUGGGAUCUUCUUGAGCUAGCUGGAGGGCUUCUGUAUCCUGCAGUUACUGUAUCCUACUGUUUUUGGAUCUUUCUGAUUGGGGUCUUUGAGUGUAAUUUUAUUUUUCACUGAUGUAAGCUUCAUAUUUUUGGUAACACCUGGCACUAUAUAUGCUAUUUCUUGCGCCUUGGGGACUUUCUCAGGGAAAUGGCAUAUUGGUUUCUGUGGUGUUUUUGCAAGUUUUGAGUUAUUUCCCUCAAUUUACAGUUUCACCUGUCGAGGAUUUAUCAUAAACAACCUCUACCCUAGAAAAGUAGGGGUAAGGUCUGCGUACAUCCUACCCUCCUGGCCUCCCAGACCCUUGUGGGACUACACUGGAUUAGUUGUUGUACUUAACACUUCUACAGGGGGAUGAACUUGGUUAAUGAGUAUAUUAUAGGGUUGAGGAAGAGGCUUUUUUUAUUUGAGUUAUUGAAAUGUCAUUAGGAUUAGUAGCUAAUAUUUUAACAUGAACAGUCAAUCAUUUAUUUAUAGUGUUGUGUUAUUAUGAUACUUGGAGUAGCCAAUUGCUGCUUAAGUUUGGUUGUUAUACUUCACAUUUCUUCAUUUGUGUUCCUGUGCACCAUAACCGUUUAUAUUCUUUAUUUUUGUGUGCACUCACCUUUCAUUGUUCUCUUCCCCUUUUCUAUUGAAGGUGAAGUUAAUAAAAUGUUUAGUUGAAAAUAUUGUGGUUGACAUAUCUUUCAAUCAGCUAGGCGGUUUGUGUACCCUUUGCUUCCUUGAGGAGGUCGAUCAUCUGAUAAACCAGAAUCAUUUAUUCAAGCGCAGCAUUAUUUUGAUUAAGGCAUGGUGUUAUUACGAGAGCCGUUUACUGGGUGCUCAUCACGGUCUUAUUUCAACUUAUGCUUUGGAAACCUUAGUUCUUUAUAUAUUUCACAUGUUCAACAAUUCGUUUGCUGGGCCGCUUGAGGUUCUGUAUCGCUUCUUGGAGUUCUUCAGCAACUUUGACUGGGACAACUUUUGUGUUAGCUUGUGGGGACCUGUGCCAAUUAGUUCGCUUCCUGAUGUCACUGCGGAACCUCCUCGAAAGGAUAGUGGCGAAUUGCUCCUCAGCAAAUUGUUUCUUGACGCCUGUAGCUCUGUAUAUGCUGUUUUCCCUGCUGGCCAGGAAAACCAAGGACAACCAUUUAUGUCUAAGCAUUUUAAUGUGAUUGAUCCUUUACGAGUAAACAACAACCUUGGCCGCAGUGUGAGUAAAGGUAACUUCUAUAGGAUACGGAGUGCAUUUGGAUUUGGUGCCAAACGACUGGCAAGAUUACUGGACUGCCCCGAAGAAAAUGUCAUUCAUGAAGUAAAUCAGUUCUUUAUGAAUACAUGGGACAGGCAUGGCAGUGGUCAAAGGCCAGAUGCACCUGGGGCUGAGUUGUGCCCGAGAUUGGCAUCACUGGAUGACCUACCUGACUCCGAGUACUUGAGGGUCAACUCUGGUGAGAAAAAGGUGAAUGAAAAAUCUUCUGGUCAUGGUGUUGAGGUGGAAGGAACUGGAUCGCGGAUUGUUUCCUCUCAACAUGGUAAUCAUUUAGCUGGAAGCUUCUCUAGAAUGAAUGAUUCAGCUGAAUCCUCUUAUACCGAGAGCCAAAAGAGUUAUGGAAAUUUGAGCACCUCAAGGGGAUCUGAUCAAACGAAAAAGGAGGUCACUUCCACUCAGGUUGUACGUUCUGAUAAAAGUCACAGAAAUUUGAGAUCUGAUCAAACAGUGAACGAGACACAGGGUAAGUUUGUUUUUGCUAGAACACGGUCUAGUCCUGAACUGACGGACACAUAUGGUGAAGUUACUUCUCAAGGAAAGCAUGGCAAUACUCCAGAGACUGCAAAAAUGCAACCUACUCCAUUGAGGCAGGAUGGCAGGAACUGGAGGAAGAAUCAAGGAUCUGAAAAUUUAGCAAGUCAGAGUGGUCGAUCUCUAAACAAUGAUGCAUCAUCUAUCAGACAUUUUCCAUCUCAUCAAAGUCUUGAUGCCGUCGCUGACUCCAACAGUAGAUCAAAUAGCUUUAACCAAGAUGCAGGUUUAGAUGCUCCGAAUGAAGAGUUCUCAUUCACGGGUGGUACACAGGGGAUGCAUCAGGAUGAGCAAGAUCUUGUGAACCUGAUGGCAUCGACUUCACUCCACAGUUUUAAUGGACAAGUUCAUUUGCCAUUUAAUUGGGCUUCAGCUCAACUGCCUUUCCCUAUCUCACCUUCUGUUCUGGCUUCAAUGGGAUAUAAUCAACGAAAUUUUCCGGGAUUAGUUUCAGCUAAUUUUCCUGUGAUUGAUCCUGCAUCUUCCAAUAUGCAAUUUCCUCAUGGUAUGAUUGCGCCCCACUUAAAUCAUUACAUCCCAGGUCUUGGGUUGAGUCCAUCUUCUGAAGAUACAAUUGACCGGAAUAGUGAAAACUUUAGUUCUAUGGAUAUGAACUCAGGUGAGGUGAUCAAAGACAUCUGGCAUGAGCCAGAUGCAGGCUCCACCGUCGAAUUUGACCCAGAAAAUGGAAAUUAUGAAGCACCUCAAUGUGAUCAUAAGCCACAUGCAAUCCAGUCAGGUUUUGAUUUUGUUCCUUCCUCUUGGGUGAGUAGCUCUAGUACUAGAGCUCAGCAGAAGCAUACAAAGGAAAAACGUGGGCCAAUCAAGGAAGAACAUUCUGAUGAUAUUCAGUUUCAGGAUAACAGAAUGAGGGAUGUUUAUGCUGAAGAAAGAUGGGCAAGUUCAAGGUUCUCAACCACUGCUCACAGUAGUUCUGUGAGAAGCAAAACCUCUUCUGAGAGUUCUUGGGAUGGUUCUUCUUCUAAAAGUACAAAGUCAACAAGGGGAAGACGGGGAAAUAAAACAGGUGCUGCAGAGCCAACUACUGGUUAUGGAAAAGGUAAGAUGAUGUCUGACCAUAUUUCUAACCAUGCUGAGGAGGAUGAUCAGGAUUGGAACUCCGUGUCAACCCUGGGUACUGAAAUGGCUGAGGGAAGCCAAGUACCUCAAUCUGUUAUUUCCAUGCACAUUGCAAGGCAUCAUCUGCCUGAAUACGAAGGUGCUCAGCCAAGUGGAUCCGACUCAAUAAUGCCCAUUGCACCAAUGCUCAUAGGGCCUGGUUCUCGGCAAAGAAUGACUGAUAAUUCUGGGGUUUUUGCAUUUUAUCCCACCGGACCACCAGUUCCCUUUCUUACAAUGCUCCCAGUAUAUCCUGAUGCAUCAACCAGCCACUUUGGAAGAGAAGAAUGCUUUGAUAAUCGUGAUUUAGGCCACAACCUUGAUCUGUCUGAGGGUCUUGAUCACACUGAAAAUCUGAAUACUUCCCAUGCUAUUAGAGGAGCUACUUCCAUAGAAGCAUCUGGUGGACACAGGUCUGAUAUACUUAACAGUGACUUUGCUAGUCAUUGGCAAAACUUACAAUAUGGACGGUUUUGCCAAAAUCCAAGGCAUCCCGGGCCUCUUGUUUAUCCUUCUCCUGUUAUGGUACCACCUGCAUACUUACAGGGUCGUUUCCCAUGGGAUGGUCCUGGAAGACCGUCGUCAGCCAACAUGAACCUUUUUACUCAGCUGAUGAACUAUGGUCCUCGUGUAUUACCCAUUUCACCGCUACAGUCUGUUGCAAAUAGACCUCCCAAUAUGUUUCAACAAUAUGUGGAUGACAUACCAAGAUAUCGUAGCGGGACAGGAACAUAUUUGCCAAAUCCAAAGGCUUCAGUCAGGGAUCGACACGCUCCUGGUACAAGAAGGGGGAGUUACAACCAUGACAGAAACGAUAAUUAUGGUGAGGGGAACUGGAAUGCAAAUUCAAAAUCCCGUGCUGGUGGUCGCAACUACAACCGCAGCCAAUCUGAGAAAGUAAACUCAAGAUUGGAUCGUCCAGUGUCCAGUGAGAGCCGAACUGACAGGUCAUGGAGCUCCUCUCAUAGACACGACUCCUUCCCUUCAUAUCAGUCCCAAAAUGGUCCAUUGCAUGCAAACUCAAGCCCAAGUGUCCCUCCCAAUAUGGUGUAUGGCAUGUAUCCUCUAUCAUCAAUGAACCCUAGUGCAGCGUCUUCAAAUGGACCUGGUGGCCCUCCAGUUGUAAUGUUUUAUCCAUACGACCAUAAUUCUACUUAUAAUAAUUCACAUGGAGAACAGCUUGAGUUUGGGUCUAUGGGUCCCGUAGGCUUCUCAGGUACAAAUGAACAAGCCCAGCCAGGUGAUGGAAGUCGACCAAAGGGAGCAAUUGAAGAACAGAGAUUUCAUGCAGUCUCUGGGCAACGGUCUUCCCCUGAUCAACCAUCUUCACCUCAUUAUCAAAGAAAGAAGACUGAGAAGUGGUGAUACAAGGAACAGUGGCGAGGCCUGGCAUUUUACUCAUCAUUCUUAGCCUCAUGUCGAAUUGGGCUUUCGUGCACUAGCUUUUUAAUUUUUGCUAGUAAAUGGUGGUCACUCACAUCUUGGUGCCUAGAUUCAACGGAAGAUGUGAAGUCAUGAUUUAGCGGAAGCUGCCCCCUCUUCAACGACAUCAAAGGUGAAAUGUCAUGUAGAUUAUUGACAUAUUGUAACCUCAGUGAAUUUUAGGUGUUCAACUUGUUAUAUUAGUGUUACCAUUGGAAAUCAUUUCCACAGGGAAUGUACAAGAAUUUUGUUUUACAAGAUGACUCUGUAGUAGCUUUUGUUCACUCAGGAUUUCAACAGUGUAGUGGUAUAUGAUUACCAUGGUGAAUUUAUUAGACUAAAGAUUAGAAUUCAUUUCAAUUAUGAUUUCUCUUACAGUUGCUACUA